UGAGGCUUUCAUACUUUUAAGUUCCGGUUGCGAUUUGUGUGAGAUCCCCGGAGUUGUAAUGCUUUCGUAAUGGGCCUUUACAUCAUUUAUUCGAGGUAUUUCGUGCAUGAAGUUAUCAAGGGUGCACCAUACUAAAUGAUUUCAAGUGUGCUAAUAAGAAGCACCACAAUCAGCUUCUGUCGAUGCUGUUCAAUCAACGACAGGCAUUUCGUAACAUCACGCACGUGUUCGUAAGGUUUUUCUUUAACUCAAACAAACCGCAGCUCUGCUGCAAGAAGUUGCCCAAUACCAUGAAGCUGGACACCCCGCAGUUUAGGGCGCUUUUUAGCCCCGAAGUAAAGGAACUGGUGGAAAUCUUCAAACGUCACGGACACGAACUUCGUAUAGCUGGAGGUGCAGUGCGAGAUCUCCUGAUGCACAAACAACCUCAAGAUCUUGAUUUUGCAACGACAGCAACACCAACACAGAUGAAAGAAAUGUUUGACAACGAAAGCGUACGCAUGAUCAACACCAAAGGUGAAAAGCACGGCACGAUAACUGCUCGUAUCAACGACAAGGCCAACUUCGAAGUAACUACCCUGCGCAUCGACGUUGUAACAGACGGGCGGCACGCGGAGGUUGAGUUUACAACCGACUGGGAAACCGAUGCCAACCGCCGUGACCUAACUAUAAAUGCCCUGUUUCUCGGUUUGGAUGGCACUGUGUAUGAUUAUUUUCACGGCAUCGAAGACCUCGAAAAAAGACGGGUGGCAUUCGUGGGUGAUCCCGCUCAAAGAAUUCGCGAAGACUACCUGAGAAUCUUGCGUUACUUCCGUUUCUACGGACGAAUAGCUGUGGAACCAGACUCUCAUGACCCUGGCAUUCUGACGGCAAUACGGGAAAACGUUGGUGGCCUUGCGGGAAUCUCUGGGGAAAGGCUGUGGACGGAACUGAAAAAAAUUCUUGCCGGAAACUACAGCAAAGAGCUCGUGGGACGUAUAAUUGACCUGGGCAUCGCACCAUUUUUAGGAUUGCCAGAUUCUCCCGACUGGAAUCAGUUCGAGAAAGUCUGCAGACGUUCGCACGGCCUCGCCUUGCAGCCUGUACCACUGCUGACAGCAUUAUUAAAAGAUGAAAGUGAGGUCAUGAAACUUCAUUCCAGGCUCAAAUUUUCAUCUUACGAGAGGGAUUUGGCACUAUUUAUAGUUCAGCAUCGUGAAAACAAAGAGGACGCUUCUCUGAAGCCCUACCAACGUCUACUGUUUGUGACAAAAGGGAAAACUGGAGAUGUUCAAGAGUGGAUCUGCGAGUUGCUAAAGUAUGGCGGCCACAGGGAGCUCUUGGAAUCAUUUCGGUGCUGGGACAUGCCAAAAUUCCCUGUCAAUGGUACCAUGCUCCUGGAAAGGGGCAUGCGAAGUGGCCCAAAGUUUGCAGCAGUGCUGGGAAAACUUAAAGAGUUGUGGUUCGACAGCGAUUUUAGUUUAACGACUGAAGAAUUGCUAGCAAAGUUGCCGGAUGUAUUGAGGGAUGCUAAAGUGGGAAAGAAUGGUUGAAGUUGAAACUGUCAUUGAAACAAUCUGUAUAGCAAUGUUUCUGGUAGCAGUAGUCAUCUGUGAUGAUUAAAGAGAAAAGAAUGUUA
This is a messenger RNA of Ornithodoros turicata, 1618 nucleotides long. Its product is annotated as CCA tRNA nucleotidyltransferase 1, mitochondrial-like. NCBI's taxonomy places the organism in Eukaryota, Metazoa, Arthropoda, Arachnida, Ixodida, Argasidae. Gene Ontology annotation, biological process: mitochondrial tRNA 3'-end processing; tRNA 3'-terminal CCA addition. Gene Ontology annotation, cellular component: mitochondrion. Gene Ontology annotation, molecular function: nucleotidyltransferase activity; tRNA binding. Bases 183 to 1532 code for a protein of 449 amino acids. The transcript has a single exon. The record is from RefSeq and is a predicted model, not a curated record.